AUGGCCAAUGGAUUGGAUACCCAGAAGUUGGACUCCGUAUUCAAGUCGCGACCUGACAUUUUAGAAGACAUCCACAAGGCUGCUGAUUCUCCAUUGCGAGUCCAAUUAUUCAACAACAUUGCAAAUUUCAUAUAUGAACAAACAGGUGACCAUUCAGCUGGCUCAUCCCUAAAGCGGCGCCGCGUCGAUAUCGAACCCUCCCACAAUGGGAACCUACCACAUGCCACAGAGAAGACCACAGAGAAGACCACAGUCGAAGACAUAUCAAACGAGAAUAUCCUAUUGGAAAUAAAAGAUAUAUCCGUCUCUAUCCCGCAGCGUAAGAAGUUCGAAUUAUGCUUCACGCCCAAACACCUAUAUGCUCGAAUCCCUGGUGCAACCGUGCCUGUGCCUGGAAUAGCAUAUGCAUGGAAAGAUAUCGAGUAUGCUUUCUACCUUCCUGUGCCUGAGAAGUCUCAGAUUCAGCACAACUACAUCUUAUUCCCACAAAAUGCUUUCUCCCUUUCUAAAUCAGGCACACCGACUGAAGAUCCGUUACUCUUUACCGUCUCAGCUGGUGCACCAAAACCAGGUUCGAUUGGUGGACCUAAUGCCGGUGCAGCUUCUGCUGUCUCCGACUCUUAUACCACCCUCUUCAACUGGGCCCUAAAUAAGUGUCUUCAGGCUGCCGGAAACAAUGUGCAAAUGGUUGCAGCAGAUCCUGCAAAAUUUCACAGUAAAGUUCGACAACCACAUCGGCCGAAGGAAGCAGCGGUUCAUGUCAAGGCAUUCAGGGGCUCAAAGGAUGGUUACCUGUUUUUCCUAGAAACUGGGAUCUUAUGGGGCUUCAAGAAGCCGCUGUUGUUCAUACCACUGGACAAAAUUGCAGCUAUCAGCUACACAAGCGUAUUGCAGCGUACAUUUAAUAUGGUAGUUGAGGUAUUCACAGGCGAAAGUGGUGACGACGAGACAACUGAGGAGAUAGAGUUCUCGAUGUUAGACCAGGAGGAUUAUGGAGGUAUCAACCAAGAUUAUGUCAUGCGGCACAGGCUUCAGGAUCGAAGUAUGGCCGAUCAGCGGAAGGCCAAGAGGGAACUGGCAGAAAAUGCCAAGGGGAAGAAAGAAGCUGAAGGUGAAGGGGAAGAUGCUGAUGGACAGGCUGUGGAAGAUGGCAUGACAGAAUUAGAAAGAGCGCAGAUGGAAGCCGAACAGCAACUACAGGAUGAAGAAGAUGAAGACGAAGAAGAUUAUGACCCAGGGUCUGAGGGUGAGAGCGAAGGCUCAGGAACGAGUUCCGAAGAGGAUGAUGACGACGAAGACGCUGCGGAGGACGAUGAGAUGGAGGAAGAUGGUGAUUUAGGAGAGGAGGAAUAA
This is a messenger RNA of Daldinia childiae, 1353 nucleotides long. RefSeq lists its product as uncharacterized. The record is from RefSeq and is a predicted model, not a curated record. Gene Ontology annotation, molecular function: histone binding; nucleosome binding. Bases 1 to 1353 code for a protein of 450 amino acids. Lineage: Eukaryota; Fungi; Ascomycota; Sordariomycetes; Xylariales; Hypoxylaceae. The transcript is spliced from 3 exons.